UAUUUCUUCCCAUCAACCACAAAGAUCUCUCUCUCUCUCUCUACUCAUACUUUUAAUAUCACUAAAAACAGCAUUAACUCACUAAUGGCAGGAAUCAAAGUUUUCGGUCACCCUGCUUCCAUAGCCACGAGAAGAGUUCUCAUCGCUCUCCACGAGAAAAAUCUCGACUUUGAGCUCGUUCAUAUCGAGCUCAAAGAUGGUGAACACAAGCAAGAGCCUUUCAUCUCCCGCAACCCUUUUGGCAAAGUUCCAGCCUUUGAAGAUGGAGACUUCAAGCUUUUUGAAUCAAGAGCAAUUACACAAUACAUAGCUCAUAAUUUCUCAGACAAAGGAAACGACCUUCUAGCACCUGGCAAGAACAUGGCUAUCAUAGCCAUGGGCAUGGAGAUUGAAAAGCAUGAGUUUGACCCAGUUGCUUCAAAGCUUGUUUGGGAGCAAGUCCUUAAGCCGUUGUAUGGUAUGACCACAGACAAAGCCGUUGUCGAAGAAGAAGAGGCUAAGUUUGCCAAAGUCCUCGAUGUUUACGAACACAGGCUUGGUGACUCCAAGUACUUGGCUGCUGAUCACUUCACUUUGGUCGAUCUUCACACCAUCCCCGCGAUUCAGUACUUGCUUGGUACUCCAACUAAGAAACUCUUCGACGAGCGUCCCCAUGUCGGUGCUUGGGUUGCUGACAUCACUUCCAGGCCUUCUGCUCAGAAGGUUCUCUAAGUGAAUCAAACUGUUAAGUCACAAUACUGAAUAAAGGUGGCGAUGACCUCAUUGCCCUAAUUCUCUUAAACUCUGUUUUAUUUUUAAUUGUGUGUUUCCUCUGUUUUCCUUUUCGUGUGUACUCUCUGUUUUCUGCCACCGAGUGAUUGCUUUGAAUGUAAUCUUCAAUAAAGAGUCUUUGAUGAAUUAAAAAAUAUCUUUGUUAUCUUAA
This is a messenger RNA of Capsella rubella, 922 nucleotides long. RefSeq names its product glutathione S-transferase F6. Gene Ontology annotation, molecular function: glutathione transferase activity; glutathione binding. The transcript is spliced from 3 exons. The record is from RefSeq and is a predicted model, not a curated record. NCBI's taxonomy places the organism in Eukaryota, Viridiplantae, Streptophyta, Magnoliopsida, Brassicales, Brassicaceae. Gene Ontology annotation, cellular component: cytoplasm. The coding region runs from base 85 to 711 and encodes 208 amino acids.